CUUACAGAUAUUCUGCUCCGCGCCGGAGUAGAGUAACUGAUUUCCUCAGAGCUCCUUCGCCACCUCCAGAUCCAACCCUACCCGGCGUCCCGUUAAUCCGGUUAACAGACGAGCAAGAAAUGGCCAAAAGAAGUCGAAUCAAAAACCUUCUAACCGUGACCUUAGCCGAGAUACCAAGUGUCGUCGCUCGCUCCCCGGUUGCCGGUCAAUCGAGCGCCGCCGUGGUUGCGCUAGCUUCUCCAGCUGCCGGGCAGUCUGGCCAAGAAACACGCCGGGCGGGCAAAAGACCACGGGCCGAUCCUUCUGCCGAGCUCAUCACCGAGCUGGCAACCGAGCAACCGGUCGACAGGGUCAGCUCCAUCCCAGCAUGGCGGCCGCAGCUGAAGCACCGGGGAAAAGAGAUCCCGGCAAAUGCUUCGAUCAAGGGAGACAAGGAGCACUUACUCGCUUUCGAUCUCUCCAAGGCUUUGCUGCUUCCCAGCGAUGUGGUUGGAAGCGACCAUGUCCCUGACACCCGGCUGGUCAAAUCCGCCGUGAAGUCCAUGACCAAGGCCAUCCAAAAGCAGCACCUGGUCAUGGAGCGCAUCCACAGACUCCGGAAGAAGGCCAACGACACAGCCAGCCAGGUUGAGAGCCUUCAAGCCGAGCUAGGCCGGGCUAAGUCAUCCCUUGAGAUGGCCAACGCCGACAAUAACAGACUGCUCGGUCAGCUGAAUGCGGCCGAGAAAAAACAAAACGAGCUCCAAACCGAGGUGGACACCCUGAAGAAGUCCAAGAAGAAGGCUUGCUGGGCUGCCAACAACGCCGGUUUUAACGAGGCCGAGCAGAGCUACAAGAAGCAGGUCUUUGCAACACAAGACAUCUACUUCAAGGCCGGUUGGAAGUCUGCCUGCGAACACCUCGGCCAGGGCUCUGACACCGACGUAUUUGCCAACCCUCCUCCAGCUUCGCUACCGGUCUACCUCGUGCCUUAUGCAAACGACGUCUUCAGCGCUUUGCAAGCUGAGGCCGAGGAAGGACUUGAAGAGGGAGGCGGCGAGACAGAUUCCGAGGCAGAGGAGGCCGAGGUGCAAGAGCAGCCCGGCAAUGAUGAGCCCGGCGCCCAAGAAGCAAGUCAAGCCAUCAACCUUGAUGCUGAUGCUGGCGAGGACGAGUUCACCAAUCUCUCCUCCUUAGUUUAGUUUUCUUUUCUCUUUUGCAUUUUUGCUUUCAACGCUUUUGAUGUAACCGGGCUCUGUCCCCACCUUUUGUAGUGAUUUUCUUAUCAAUGAAAAAUUCAAAUUUUACCAAGUGUUUGCAUGGUUGUCAUCCAAUCUAUCUUCAGCAAAACAUCUCGGCAUAAAUCAUUGUUUGAACGAAACACCUCGUCAACCGGAAUUCCUACCUCGGUUGAAGCACUUAAGCAGAACAAAACAACAAAUUCAUAAACUGAAAUAACCAUCUUGGUUGGUAGUAACAAAGUUGAACAAAUCAUCAACACUUCCAACCGGAUUAGAUCAUCUCGGUUGGGAAUCCAAAGUUGGCCAAAACACAAACUCUUCCGACCGGAGUACAUCAUCUCGGUUGGGAAUUCAA
Messenger RNA from Camellia sinensis, 1575 nucleotides. Lineage: Eukaryota; Viridiplantae; Streptophyta; Magnoliopsida; Ericales; Theaceae. The record is from RefSeq and is a predicted model, not a curated record.